This is a messenger RNA of Podospora anserina S mat+, 2358 nucleotides long. RefSeq lists its product as uncharacterized. Bases 1 to 2358 code for a protein of 785 amino acids. The transcript has 3 exons. The record is from RefSeq and is a predicted model, not a curated record. NCBI's taxonomy places the organism in Eukaryota, Fungi, Ascomycota, Sordariomycetes, Sordariales, Podosporaceae.
AUGAUCUCGGUUGAAGACACUACGCAAGUGGGCGCCAACGAUGUGAACCCACUAAUUGGAUUCCUCACCCAGAUUGAUCUCGCCAGAGAGAUCAUCAAUCUCUUGCAUCCGAGUGUGCGCGAUAUCACGGCAUUGGCCUUCACAUGCAAACAGGCCGGCCAAUAUGUCGACCGAAUCAUGGUUAGUGCCUCACCUCUAAUAUCUUCAACCUAUAUUCAAAUUUCGCUGAUGUUUAUCUCCCCAAAUUCGGCAACGAUGGAGGAGAAAUCAAGAGAGCUGGUGUACGGAGCGACAUUCUGGUCAUCACACCAACCUCCCCCAAGCCCCCGAGUCGCACGCCAUAUCUCGAUGAUUUCGGGAGGACUCUUCAUAUUAGUCAUGGUUAGCAUUCCGCAGAGUUUCCGACACGUCGUCCUUGACCGGCUACCCUUUUUGGACGUCAACAUGGUGGGUCUGGUUAUCAGUUCCAUGCCCAACCUUGAGAGCUUGGCCAUCUCGCGUUGCGACCUCCUCGACGUCGCCAAACUCCCUGCAUUGAUCAAGAUCAUCAAGGAGCAUCCGAGAACGCCCCACAACAAAGGCAAGGCCAAAGCCUUACGCACCAGUAACGCUGUAGAGGGCGAGAAUGUUGGAGAGAACGGCGGCCAGAAUAGUAACGGUAACAGCAGUGCGGAUGACAGCAGCUCUACGGAGGACGAAGACCAGACGAGCAGCAAGGACACAUCCCUGUUGACUGAGCCCGACACCAGCUUGAUCUCUACGGAUACAGCAGCAACCUCGGUGGGUGAUGAAGACCAGACGGGCAUCGACGUCACAGCAGCGACCACGGAUGCUGAGGGUAACGCUCCAAUCCACUAUAUACGAUUGGAUUUCAGCCCUUUCUUCUUCCGCGGCCCCAACACUUGCAAACGACUUGGAUCUUUUGGUGUUACGUACAACGAGCCCACGUUCCACUCCCCAAAGGCCGUGGUAGCUCUUAUGAUGCAGUGUUGGGACGACGCGGAUACUAUCGGGAUGGACUUGAUGAGCGAUAGCUCUUCUUUCUUCAGCUUCGUCCGUCGUCUUCCCGGCCGGAACUGCUUAUGGUCCUUGAAAGCGCGGGAUGCUAUGCUGUCGUUUAAGCGGGAGACCAGCGGUAUCGUGCUCUCAGCAGACUUCCAGCGCACAGUCGAGCGCACAGCUCGCUCCGAGAUUAUCGCAGAGAAUCACGGCAGUUCUAGGGUUGCCCAGCCAGCCUUCCUUGAUCAAGUCACAGCCCGUGUCGUAAAGCUCCGAAAGGAGAAGCACGACGAAAUCAAGAAGGAAGCCCAGAACCGCUUUUGCGAUGAUCUGAUGGCAGCUACCAGCGGCGACGACUUCAGGCCGUCGGAUUACCCUCUCCCGAACAGUAUAGCGUUCUAUCUCGGUAACGCUGAAAACCACAACGCCUUCGGGUACUGGCGUCGGCAGUAUUUAUGUCAAGGCUGCAAAAAACUCCUGCCCCGCGUCCUGUUUGCAAUCGAACUCGAUGAUUGUUGGGGCUGCAAGAUGGUCGCCUUCGUCAGGGACAUGGAGAGCAGCGACCUUCGCCGCUGGAAGCAAAGCGCUAUUGGGUAUUACCUCAAGGGUCUGGACAUAAAGAAGGGGUCACUGACUGAUGUCAUUGACCCGGCCCGAGGUCGACACUUGACGGCAGCUCUCGGGGCGGCCAAGAUAGCCGAUUCUAUCUGGCUGAAGUUUAUGAACUUCUCCCCGACCGAUCCGGUGGUGUACCCCCCCGAGCCACCCAACCUACACAGGAACACCGCCGCUUACUCACGUUAUCGGUGGAAACAUAAUUGGCCAGAGCAGGCGUUUGAUUACCGGGAGGGUGGUCCUCAACAUGAGGAUCCCUUCAAGCACCCAAUCUCCGACUGGGAAGACACCGAGAUCUGCGGCGGUGAGCCUCCCGAAAGCUUUAACGCCAAUUUCCAGUGGUCAGAGGAAGCCAGUACGACUCUCUUUGAGGAGUAUAUCCGUCGAAACGGACUCGCGAAGCAGAUCACCGAUCCCGAGGCCCAGAAGAGGAUCGCCGCUGCAAAGGAGUGGGAGAAGAUUCGGCGUCUCCCCGGGCCAAAGGAUUAUUCAAAGAACGGAAUGUGGCACCUUGGACGGGACCUCAGGCGCUACUACCAGAACCAGGGUGACAAGUCGAUUCAUGCCUUGAUUCACGGAAGGGUCGAGAAGUGCAUUUGGUCCUUCAACACGCCUAUGCUGCGUCCCUUUGACCUGGACCACCCGAUUCCAGACAAGCGGGUCGACUACGAAGCCUGGGAGGAGCUCAAGGAGCGUGAGAUUUGGGAGUUGGUUCCUGCUGGCCACUCUAGGCGGUGGUUGUGA